Messenger RNA from Frankliniella occidentalis (western flower thrips), 16442 nucleotides. RefSeq names its product midasin. Gene Ontology annotation, biological process: rRNA processing; ribosomal large subunit assembly. The record is from RefSeq and is a predicted model, not a curated record. Gene Ontology annotation, molecular function: ATP hydrolysis activity; ATP binding. The transcript is spliced from 49 exons. Gene Ontology annotation, cellular component: preribosome, large subunit precursor; nucleus. Lineage: Eukaryota; Metazoa; Arthropoda; Insecta; Thysanoptera; Thripidae. Bases 140 to 16336 code for a protein of 5398 amino acids.
UGUACAUGUAUUGCGAUCAGUGCGGUGUUUAAUAGCACGUGUUUAGGUUGUGAGUCCCAUUGGGCUUGGACUUAAAUCGAAAUGCUGUGAAAUUUGAAGAAUCAUACGGACUCCGUCGGUUCUGUUGAACUUAAGCAAAAUGACUGGAUCAGUGACUGGUGGCUUCUUAGAGGCGUUAAAAUCGCUUUGUGAAAAAGACAAAACAUGCAAGGAAGCAUGCUUAAAGUUUAUCCGUCUUCAUACUCUCCAAGAUAGCGAUUUUAAUGAGUUACUCAAUGUAUUGGCCAGUCUUCUUCUUAGCCAUAGCCAAACAUUAAUCAUAGGAGAACAUUUAAGAGAUGUCCUCCCUCAAAUUCUUGCCGUAGCUCUUUGCGAUGAUAUGGAAGAUUCACCCCACCUCAUAGAUGUCAGUCCCAAACUAUUACAUGAGAAACGUUGCGUUACUCUCAGUAAACUUGCACCUAUACACCCUGAUGUGCUUACGUUUAUUUUGAAGUAUUUCUGUGACAAGCCCUCUCCUUUUCAUUAUUGGAGAGUGUCAGCUGCAGAUGAGGAACCAAAGGCCAAAAAGAGAAGGAUAUACUCAACCCCUGUCACUGAUGAAGAAAUUGCUGGAUGCUGUUAUUUUUUUCUUAAAUUGAAAACUGACUACUUUAAAAAGUUGUGGGACUGGUCACACUUUCUAAAAGGCUUUUUAAACCAUGAGGAACCAUAUGUUAGAUGGCUUGCUACUCAGUGUUGUGCUUUGCUUUUACAAAUGGGAAACCAAGAGAAGGAAAAGUUACUUAAUUCCAAAUUGACCCCUGAUGAAAUUGUUUGUUUUGCGGUGAAGCAAGGUGCUGAAGAUAAAAGAAUCCAGGACAGUUGGACCAAAGCAUGUUUUGAUGAAACUUCUCCAUGUAAUGGUUCCCUGCCAGAGUCCCAAAAUAAAUCAGUUAUUAAUGUUGCUGGAAUAAGUCUUCCGUUAAUGUUCGAGGUUGCAGCUAAUUCAAAACCAAGUUUAGUUUUAGUUAAUUCAACCAAAAGCAAUUUGCAAUCUGUAGCUUUGGGUAUAGCUACAAGAAAGACUUUAUGCCUUCAAGGUCCUGUAGGAUGUGGCAAGACGGCCCUGGUACAGUAUUUAGCCAAGUUGACUGGUCGCUGCUCUCCCCCUCAUUACCUUUCAGUACAACUUGGCGACCAAACUGACAGUAAAAUGUUGCUUGGCACGUAUCAGUGUACUGACAUUCCAGGAGAAUUUGUCUGGAAACCUGGUGUUUUGACUCAGGCUGUUAUCGGAGGCUAUUGGCUUCUUUUGGAGGAUAUUGAUAGUUGUGCCACAGAUGUUGCAGCAGUGCUCUCUUCACUGUUGGAAACAGGAUCACUUAGUGUUCCAGGUUUUAAGGAUUCUGUCCAUGCAGCCCCUGGCUUUCAACUCUUUUUCACUCAGAGGCUGGUGGCUGGUGCAACUGGACUGCACAAGCUUAACUCUGGAGUGGCAAGCAUGCUUCAGAGACAUUGGCUCACUGUACAAAUGGAGCCUUUGUCGGAAUCAGAACUUGUGGAAGUAGUUAGAACUUUGCAUCCUUCCCUCUACACUGUGGCUCCACGAAUGGUGAAUGUUUUUCUGAUUUUUUCUGCUGGGAGUCAUCACACAGCUAUGAGCGGGAACAAUGAAAAUAUGGAUUCAAGUAAAAAUGUCCAUAUUCAAAGUGCAGGUGCAAGAUUACCUUCUACUCGAGAUCUUAUGAAGUGGUGCACCAGAUCAAGUCAAGCUUUUGACGUAAGCUCUUUAGAGUCGGGAUUAAAACUGUAUCAAGAUGCUGUUGACAUAUUUUGCUGCAAUGUCAGCCAUCCUGACACUAGGCUCAAGCUGGCAGAAAGUAUUGCAGCAAAACUUGGCAUUAUACAUACAAAAGCAGAGUACUUUUGUAAUGUACACAAACCAGUAAUUUCUUUGACUUCAACUCAUGUUGUUGCUGGACGGAUAAGUUUACCACGCAGAGAACAUAGUACAGCUAUGCCUAGAUUUACUUCAAAGUCAACCUUUUCAUUUACCCGCCCCACAGCAGCUCUCCUGGAACGGGUAGCCAGCUGUAUUCACCAUAAUGAACCAGUGUUGUUGGUUGGUGAAACUGGAGUUGGCAAAACUUCAAGCAUUCAAUAUCUUGCUGAAAAAAUGGGCCAAUCAUUAUCUGUGAUUAAUAUGAAUCAGCAGUCUGACAGUGCAGAUCUUCUUGGAGGAUUUAAGCCAGUUGAAUUGAAGUUUGUGAUAUCACCAUUGAGGGAUGAAUUUGAGACACUAUUCCGAGGCUUUUUUGCUGUGGAUGAAAAUACAAAAUUUUUAAGUCAUAUCGCCCAUUGUUUUUCUCUCAAGAAGUGGUCUACCCUUUUAACUUUGAUGAAACACAGUACAGCCGCUGCACUGAAAAGAUUUGAAAAGAAAAGGGCCAAUGCUAAAAGUUCUCAAUUGAACUCAAAAUCGGAGGCCCUUGAUCCUCUCCUCAAGAGGAACUGGCUACAGCUUUCUCUCAAAUUGCAUAAGGUUGAAGAGCAGUUGAAGAAGUCCCAGAAUGCUCUUGCAUUUUCAUUUGUAGAAGGCAGCCUUGUCAAAGCUUUACAAGAAGGUAAAUGGGUACUUCUUGAUGAAAUAAAUUUGGCUAGUGCUCAAACACUUGAAUGCCUUUCAAGUCUUCUUGAAGGUUCAUCUGGAUCUCUGUACUUACUGGAACGUGGAGAUGACCAGUCAAUCAACAGACAUCCAGAUUUCAGAAUAUUUGCUGCUAUGAAUCCAGCCACAGACGUUGGUAAAAGGGAGUUGCCUCCUGGUAUUCGAAACAGAUUUACAGAGUUUUUUGUUGAUGAACUUGUUAAUCGUCAAGACCUUCUACUACUGUGUGGUUCAUAUCUUGAACCCCUUGCGCUACCAGCAACAAAGCUCGAUGCUAUUGUUCGUUUUUAUCUAUCUAUUUGUCAAGAGGCUGUUACUAGUCUGUCAGAUGGCACAGGACAGAAACCUCACUAUAGUCUUAGAACAUUAUGUCGUGCCUUAUCAGUUGCUGCAACAAAUCCUUGUGCAUCAGUUCCUCGAUCUCUAUAUGAAGGAAUUUUACUGAGCUUUCUUACUCAGUUAGAUCGUGGAUCACAUCCCAUUGUAGAAGAAAUGGUAGCAAAGGCUGUCAUGGGGAAGACUUCCUCAGACCCGAAGAGUUUAAUGAAACAACCUAUUCCCACUCCUGUUGUGCCGGGAAAUAACUUUAUUGAAGUGGAGGGAUACUGGGUUACUCAAGGAUCUCUUGAACCAAACACUCCAGAAAAGUACAUCAUGACAAAGACUGUUCGUCGAAAUCUCCAUGAUUUGGUUCGUGUUGUCUCUUUGGCGAGACUUCCUAUCCUCCUGCAGGGUGAAACAUCAGUAGGCAAGACAAGUCUUAUCACUUACUUGGCUCAAGUGUCUGGUAAUCGUUGUCUUCGCAUUAAUAAUCAUGAGCACACAGAUCUUCAAGAAUACAUUGGGUGUUAUGCAGCAGAUGAUCAUGGAAAUCUAGUAUUCAAAGAGGGUGUUCUUGUAGAGGCAAUGAAAUAUGGGCACUGGGUCAUUUUAGAUGAACUCAACUUAGCUCCUAGUGAUGUGCUAGAAGCUCUCAAUAGAGUUCUAGAUGACAACCGAGAGUUGUUUAUUCCUGAAACCCAAAAAGUUGUCAAAGCCCACCCAAAUUUCAUGCUAUUUGCUACUCAAAAUCCUCCUGGAUUGUAUGGUGGUAGAAAGGUUUUAUCUCGGGCUUUUCGUAACCGUUUUAUUGAAUUACAUUUUGAUGAAAUCCCAUCCAUGGAGUUAGAAACAAUUAUGCAUCUGAGGUGUGAUAUGCCACCAUCGUACUGUAAAAAGAUGGUUGCAGUAAUGUCUGAUCUACAGGUUCGUCGAAAAGGAAGCGCAGCAUUCGCUGGCAAACAAGGUUUCAUUACCCUAAGAGAUUUGUUUCGAUGGGGUGAGAGGUAUCGUCUCUCACAGGAAGGCAAAGAAGGGAAAUACUAUGAUUGGGAUCAACACAUUGCUGAUGAAGGAUAUCUCAUUCUUGCUGGACGAGUUAGAAAAGAAGAGGAAUGUGUGAUAAUCCAAGAGACCCUUCUAAAACAUAUCAAACGUGCUGUGAAUCCUGAUAGGCUUUUCACAUUGAGUGCUGAAACAUCUCCUGUGACAAAAGCUAUUUUAGAAUCAAUUGUACAGCAAACUCCCCAGGGAUUUAACCAUAUAGUGUGGACAUACAAUAUGAGAAAACUUGCUGUCCUUCUUGGAAAGGCGUGUGAGUUCAAGGAGCCUAUUUUGCUUGUUGGGGAAACUGGGUGUGGGAAAACAACUUUGUGCCAACUUCUAGCUGCUAGUAAAGAUCAGAAAUUGUCUUCUGUCAACUGCCAUAUGCACUCAGAGAGUGCAGAUUUCCUUGGAGGACUACGUCCCAUUCGAGAACACUCAGAGGAUAAUAAAGGCAAACUGUUUGAAUGGGUUGAUGGUCCACUGAUUGACGCCAUGCUUCAUGGAGAGGUGUUUCUUGCUGAUGAAAUCUCAUUGGCAGAUGACAGUGUAUUAGAGAGACUAAAUUCCUUGCUUGAACCUGAGCGGAAACUGCUACUUGCUGAGAAAGGUAGUGGUAUCAGUGGUGAGCCAUGUGAAGUCAUUGCGAAAGAUGGCUUCAUCUUUGUAGGAACUAUGAAUCCUGGUGGUGAUUAUGGAAAGAAGGAAUUGUCUCCUGCCUUGCGAAAUCGUUUCACUGAGAUUUGGUGUGAGGGUUGUUCACAGCGGUCGGAUCUGAUUGCUGUCAUAGAACACAAUGUAAGACCUGAACUAGUAUUCAAAAAAUCUACCAAUGAUAUAGUAAGUGUUGGAGCAACACUUGUUGAUUUUCUUGAAUGGUUUUCACAAACUGAGCUAGGAAGCAGGUUUGCUAAAAGUAUCAGAGAUAUCAUGACAUGGGUUGAAUUCAUUAAUGUAUCCACACAACCAGAUAUCAAUCUAGAGUUAAGUGAUGCCUACAUCCAUGGAGCUUGCCUUACAUUCCUAGACAGCUUGGGAACAGGAUUGACAAGUUUCUCUACAAAAGAAGCAGUAUAUGGUUUAAGGAUCGCUGCUCUUCAAUUUUUAAGAGACCAGGUCCAAAAAGCCACUGACUGUAAACCUUUCAGUUUAAAACCAUUCAUGGGUAUGGAUUCAGAUGAUUUUGAGCUUUUAUCAACCACUGAGAAGUUUGGUGUAAAGCCAUUCUGCAUAUCUAAGGGAAAUGCUGACUCAGUAGAAAGUGCUGAAUUUUUACUCUCUGCGCCAACCACCCGUAUCAAUGCCAUGAGGGUCCUUCGUGGUCUUCAGCUUGGCAAAGCACUUCUGUUGGAGGGAAGCCCAGGAGUUGGUAAAACAAGCCUGGUUACAGCUUUGUCUCGUGCUGCUGGCUACAAACUGACAAGAAUUAAUUUGUCUGACCAAACAGACAUAUCUGAUUUAUUUGGCGCUGAUUUGCCUGUUGAAGGAGGAUCUGGUGGAGAGUUUGCCUGGCGUGAUGGGCCAUUCCUUCAGGCACUUCGUGCUGGUCAUUGGAUCCUACUUGAUGAAUUAAAUUUGGCUUCUCAGUCAGUUUUGGAAGGAUUAAAUGCUGUACUUGACCAUAGAGGUGACUUGUUCAUACCAGAACUGGGGCGUACAUUCCACAUUCAAUCUGGACAGACUCGUUUGUUUGCAUGUCAGAACCCUCUUAAUCAAGGAGGUGCUCGGAAAGGUCUCCCACAGUCAUUUUUGAAUCGAUUUACACAAGUUCACAUGGAAACCUUGACGUCAGAUGACCUGGAAUACAUUUGUCAGGCUCUGUUUCCGUCAUUACCUCAUGAACUUAUAAAGAAUAUGGUAAUUUUCAAUGAAAAAGCAGCAUUUGAGACUGGCCCUGGUGGAAAAUGGGGACAGCGAGGUGGCCCGUGGGAGAUGAACUUAAGAGAUUUAAGCAGGUGGUGUGAAGUUACUGUGUGGGGUUCUUCAUCCGGUGCACUCAAUCCGGGAAGAUUUGUCCAGCUUAUAUAUGUAGAUCGCAUGCGUACCAAAGGAGACAAGGAGAGUAUGAUGGCUCUUUAUCAGCGGUUGUUCCCUGACAAGUAUCCACUUUCUUGCACUGUUCCUCAAAUUCUUGUGACUCCAAAAACAUUGUAUCUUGGAGAUACAACAUUAGAAAGAGGCAGUCUUGAAAACAUUGCUGUAUCUAAACUUGUUUUGAGGUAUCAGCUGUCAACUUUAUUGUCCUUGGCAAGGUGUGUAUCCAUGGGAUGGAUGUCUAUACUAGUAGGCCCGAGUGGUUGUGGUAAAACAAGUUUGGUUCACCUUCUUGCUCAAGUAGCAGGUCAAGAACUCAGAACACUCUCAGUUAACUCUGCCAUGGACACCACUGAAAUACUUGGAGGAUUUGAGCAAGCUGAUUACAAGCGUCAUUUAGAUGAAUUAAUUGUUAAAGUUCAGAGAAUUAUGACCAAGGGCUUACAAUGUACAACUUUGCAAGGAGAAGAAAAUGAAUUGACUCACCUUAUGGGUCUAUGGGAGUCUUUCAUACAUUCUGAAAACACUGACUCAAAUGAUAAGUUCAAGUCUGUUGAGUCAGAGGUUCAAACAUUUGUUAAUAAAAUUCAAAUGCUUCUUGAAGUUUUACUUGCAAUACCAAGAGUUGUCAUUUCAUCAGAAGAUGUAGUUGAAGUAAACUGCAUUCAAGACAAACUGGCUUACCUCAAGAAUUGUGCUCUUCGUGACAAAAGUCUGAAUGCUGGAGGAAAGUUUGAAUGGGUGGAUAGUAUUCUUAUCAAAAGUUUGACUGAAGGAAGCUGGCUUUUAGUUGAUAAUGUAAACCUCUGUAGUGCUGCAGUACUUGACAGGCUUAAUGGUCUCCUUGAGCCACAUGGCGUUUUAACUAUAAGUGAGAGGGGAGUAAAUAUGAAUGGUGACCUCAUCACAAUCCAGCCUCAUCAAAACUUUCGUCUUUUUUUAACAAUGGAUCCGAAGUAUGGUGAGAUUUCUAGGGCCAUGCGGAACAGAGGAGUAGAGAUUUUUGUGACCACAUCAGAGGGGGAUAUGACUACUUCUCUGAGUCCAUUAGAUCUUGCUGCCCUUCUUCAUGGUACCGGAGUUCACAGUCAACAUGAUCAGCGGCUGUUUAUCAAUUUGCACCAAUCAAUGACAAGUAUAAUUCAAGGCCCAGAUACACCAGGACUGCCAGAGCUACUAAAUGCUUCGUUUUUGUUUGUUCAACAAGUUGAACGAGGAAUGGCUCCUAUACCUUCACUGCUUUCCUCAUUUAUCAAAGUUUACAUUCAGUCUCGUUUGUGUGACAGUGUUCAAACCAAACGUCGCUAUCUUUCUAUUCUUGAGGAAGCCAUUGCACAAAGGUCACAAGAAAAUAUUCCUCUUGCUCUUGAUAAACUAGUCUCAGACUGUACCCUGUUGACCAAUGAGAUACAACUAGAUCCAUCACUGGCCACAGUUAAGCAGAGGAGUGCUGUAUUAUCAGCUCUUGCUGAUAUUGAAGAGAAGGAUUUGUCAUAUGUAUUAGGUCUAUUGGGUGUGACUGAUAUGAUGGUGGACUUUAAAAUGACCCUUACAAAUAUUGUUGUUUUAUUUUAUCAAACAUGCUCGGUUACUGAUGUCAGUUUAGCUUAUAAUUGGCUUAAAAUGCUGAUCAAAGGAUCGAGGCAUGAGAGUUUUCUUAGUGAACUGUCAGAAAUUUUGUACAGUACAAUACUAAGUGUUGAUGAUCUGGCUACAUGUCACUUGAUCUGGGACAGAAGGUGGCUACCAGAUGUUGCUUCUGCCUUAUCAGUAUUGAGUGGAGUAGAUGACCAUGGUGUGGAGAACAGAGUUGCCUUGCUUCUGUACAUUACUGCUGAGCUCGUAAGAAGCAAAAUUACAUUAAAUCUAACAGGUGUCAAGAAACAUAAACAAAUAUCUGUUCUUGAAUACUCUCAUGCCAUAUCAAAAGGCAUAUUAGCUGACAGCUUAGCUUCCGAGCCUAUAAUUGUUGAAGUUGGACCAUUUUUGGACACAGCAUUAAAUAUUCUACACAAUGCGUUGAGCACUCUUGGUGUUGUUAUCAGUGAUGAGCUAUGGUGGUUAGUGCGAAGGGCAUUCAGUUGGACACAAAGAUUUCAGAAGAAAAUUGCCUCUCUUCAACUCAAUACUGACAAAAAUGCAACAGAUGAAACUCUCAAUCUCAUAGCAGUCCAUUAUAAGUGGUUUUCUAAGUACACAAUGCCAGUACUAAUCCAUCUAGCACACUCAGCUGCUCUCGAUGUUACUCAGUUCAAUGAAACAACAGAAAGAAUGGAUGCCUCAGUGUUUUCUAACAGUUGUAUAAUAUGGUAUGUUGCAAAAAGACUUCGUAAUGCUUUGCAACACCCUCUUCCUAUUGCCUCUGAUUUUCAGGCUAAACUGUCUUUAAAGGCUUCACACAUUUGUGAUGUAAUCGACUUGUGGGGUAGAGAACCACUAAAUGAAAAUUUAUUGGAUGUAGUUAAUUUCCUUUCAACUCCUGAAGGACUCAGUGCAAGAGCACAUUUGAUAGUUGCCCUGAAAGACUUAUCAUUGAACUUAAAUCUCAUUAAAGUGGAAGAAAGACUUGCACAAGCAGAAAAUAUAUGCUUCCAAGCUGGCCUUACAAAUGACUGUGUGAAUAGAGAGACAGAACCAAAACCUCAGAGGAACUUAAAGACUCUACUCUGGCCUUUCCAGGAGGCUGUGUGUCUAAAUGCAAUCAGUCCCUUGCUACUGAAGCUAUUAAAAGGACUGGAUCUUUCAUCAAGUUCCCUUGAGUUUCACACACUCAUCCAAGCUAUGAAGGAAACUCCAUCAAUACCUCCAUCUGUCAUAGGAUUGUUAGAGACCUCAUUGAAAGAAAGUAAAAUCCAAACAGAUUUAUUUAAAAUAAUCUUCUGGGUUUUUCGUUUUUCUAACAAAUCCCUUGCUGUGUCAAAUUGUCAUAUUUGGGCUCCUUGUGAAAUGAAGUUUCCAAGUGACAUUGAAAAGUCAACGGAGCCUCUACCCCAGCACUGUCCUAUGCUCUCCCAAUUAGCAGCCAAUCUUCUAUUUUCCCAAUGUCCAUCAAGCAAAGAACACCUUGUAAUGCCAUCACUGGAUCAGCACAAGCAACAUAUACUGCUGUUGAACAGUUUGCAGACUUUGCUCUGGCAGAAUUAUGAUAAUUUCAGUAAUCCUUAUUAUUCUUUCAGAGAAAAUGAAUUACAGUCUGCAAAAUCUGCAGGCUACCAUUUUCUCUCAAAGUUAGAGGAAAGCUGCUGUUUGGUGCAUCCUGUAUCAUUAAACUUACAAGAAAGAGCUUCUGCUAUAAUUGAAGAUUUGCAAUAUAAACUUGGUGGUAGAGCUUCCACCUUAUCUGAUUUCUGUCUCUUACUGUCAGAAUUUGUCAAUGUUAUCAGCCUUUUAGAGGAAUCAAAAACUGUUGAAAAUGAUAUUUUGAUGCAGGUUGGCUUGGCUUGGACUCUUUUGGGCUGUUUGGAGUCCCACUUAUUCUCAGCAUUCCCAAAAAUUGAUCCCACAGUGAAACAUGCCAUAAAAAUACAAUACACUAGAGAAGAGAUAAUGGAAAUAAAAGCUGAACUACUUGCUGCUAAAAUUACUGGUUCCGUGAAAGGUGUUGAAACAGAUGGUGUACCUUCCCAUCCACAUCUUGAAAUUCUUCAAAACCAUCUGAAUUUGUUAGAAAACCAACUAAGUACAUUGAGCCAUCAAAUUGCUGUAAGACCACAGCCACCCAUGUACUCUAUUUUGACAAAGGAAAUGCAACACUUUGCCAGCAGCCUAAGCUCAGUGCCCAUUGUGAUGAAAGUCACUAAACGUCUUCUGUCCAUUUGCAAAACUAUAUCUCCUUCAGAAUGUCAAAUAAUUGUGAAGGAGGCCCAGUUGUGGUUACGCUCUCUUCAAAGCUUUACAAAUAUGCUUGAAAAGAGAUUUGGGACGUGGUACCCUGAUAUUGUUGGACCUCUUCUAACAUCCAGUGCAAAGCUGAAUCGUGGUGUAGAGCUUAUGGUUGGAGUGGGAAAGAAAAUUUACCUAAAUGGUCAAACUGGCCCACAUCAUAGCACUCUUAGCAAACUAGUUUGUUCUCUUGGAAGCUUCCCAGUCUUAGGUCCUGAUCAAACAUCUAUUAUGGAUCUCUUAUCAAACACUGCCAACAGACAUUCAUCACUCAUUAUUGAGCAAAUGUUUCUUUCUCUUGUUGGAGAUAUUCCUGGCCUGUCAGAGAGAUCACAGUCUGAGGCAUAUUGGCUGCUGAAAAGUUCUAUCCUAGAGUUAAAGAACUUCAUUUUAAUAUCUCAAUCAUGCAAGACUGAGGAGUGGAAUGCUUUAAUCAAAGUUUUACGAUCAUUUACUCAAAUUUGGGAGAAACAAGAGAACGAACGGCGUGAACGGGAGCUUGAUAGUGAAAGUCUGUACAAGUCUCGAGGAGCUGUGAGAUGUCAAACCGUUACUGAAGAUGAAGAAGCACUUUAUGAGAUAGCUGAAAUGUUCCCUUCUAAGAGGGAGAAUGAUUUUGGAGACCUAGAGCCCAACCAAUCUUUGGAAGGACCUCCCCAAUCAGUCAAUCAAGAAAGCAAUUCAAACCCAUCAAGUGCAUUGUUGAGUGCAGAAGAUGUUUCCCUUGUUAGUUCUGUGCAUAUGUCACUAGUUCUAGCAUACACCAAAUCAACAUGGUUUGACUGCUUUCCAGGCAUGUCCUCAAACAAUAGCACUGACUUUUUGACACCAUGGCUGCAACGAUUUGCUGUUGCAGCUCGUCUUAUCUCCUCCUGCAGUUAUAUUCUAAAUGAUAAUGUAGACAAGUGCCUUCUUCCAAGUUGGAUUCUAGCUUCAUACCUAGCUUCUCCAAAAUGUAACUCUGUUGUCAGUGGCUCAAAUGUUAGUCCUGAUGAUCCAUCAUUUGAUUUUUAUCGCACUCCUUGCAUCAGUGAAGCACAACAAUGUAAACCAGUUUUAGAUGGGCUUCUUCAAAGAGUUAAUGAGUUAUUGAAUGAAUGGCCUGAGCAUCCAACAUUGAAUCAAAUUGUGGUUGUUGUCAAUAGGAUUACCUCUUUCCCUAUGGAGAGCCCUCUUUCAAGAUUUCUCACUGGUCUCGAGAUAUUGCUAAAUAAAAUACGUGAAUGGGAGGAAAAUGCUCAUUCUGGAGUUAGCCUUGCUUGUCAUUCAGCAGCUGUGACAAAUUUAAUUAUUCAGUGGAGAAGAUUGGAGCUUGCUGGCUGGAAAGGCUGUUUAAAUUCUGCAAGUCUUCGCUUUGAAAGCAGGGCUCAUCGAUGGUGGUUUUACAUUUUUACCUUAGUUGAUGGCUACAUAAAUCCAUCUGCUGGUAAAGAAGCUAUGAGUGGAAAGGAUAUUGUAUCAUCACUUGAGCAAUUCAUGGAAGAGGCCCCUCUAGGGGAAUUCCAAGUGAGACUCAAUAUGGUUUUAGCUUUCCAUUGUCAUGUGAUAAAUCUACCUGCAUCUUCCCAAAGGGAUGAGCUGCAGGCUGUCCUAUGGAAUCUGUUUGGUUUCUAUUCUCAGUUCAAAGACAUGGUAGUCUCUAAAAUUGAUGAUCUAAAGUCUCCCAUUGAAAAGAAACUCAAAGAUUAUGUGAAGAUUGCCCGGUGGAAUGAUAUCAAUUAUUGGGCUGUAAAAGAUGCAGUCUUCAAGACCCAACGCACUUUGCACAAACAUGUGAAGGAGUUUGAGACUGUACUGAAACAGCCUGCGAAAUCAACUAUGUAUUCAUGCCGUCUAGAAGGAAAGUCACAAUCUAAAAAGUAUGCUCAUCUCAAUGUUCAAGCUUUCAUUGCGACUGCUGAAGCAAAGCAAUUUAUUGAGGACACAUUAAUUAUGGAUAUUGAUGCUGAUCAAUCAUCUGUUCUAAAAAGAGCCAGUGCACUUUUUAUUCGAUCAAAAAAAUUAACAAAAGAGGUCAUCUUGUCUUCAUCCUGCCCAGGACUUGUUGCUGCAUUAAAUGAAUUUGCUAACGACAUUGUUGCAUCAGUUCAACAACUUGCUUCUCUAGAGGUGGAUAAAAAUAUUCCUAAACCAAAACAAGUAUCUCAGGCUAAAAAUCACCUGCAAAUGAAGCGCCGAGCCUUAGCUGACCUGUUCCGAUUGCUGCACCGUAUUGGGUUGUCUUACCAUUCAGGUUUGACGUAUGAAGAGAGUUUAUUAAAGCAUGAAUUCACGCAACUGCCUCCUUUAGAUUUAAGUGUUUUCAUGAAAUCUCUGAGCUGUCCCAGAGAAUCUCUAGAUUGUGCUGCUGACAAAGAAAUUCUCAGUGCCUGGGAUGGGUGUAGUUCAUACUUCAUGCGCUCGUGGGUGCGCUAUGUUCAGUUGAGUAUGGCUCUUCGUCAUCCUCACAAGGAUCUUAGUCCUCCAAACAUUGAAAGGCUUCGAGGCUUCCCUGCUCAUCUUAUUACUCUAACACAUGACCAACACAGGCAAAUCCAUAAGAACAUAAAUCUCUUAGGCGAAGUAAGAAUACAUCUACAUCAGCUGAAAUCUCUUGUGAGCUUUCUUGAUGUAGCAAUACCACCUCAAUCUGCUCUACUGGAAUUGGAUCAACGGCUUAAGUCAAUAGUUGUUGCUUCUACAGUCACUUUACAACAAUUUAAAUUAUUGCUUGAAGCUUGCCCAGGUGGAGAAGGAAUUCAAAGCAUCGAGGACAACAUACCAGUCUUGGUGCAUGGGCAGGAAACUCCCUCGUACUCUUUAGGCAUGGUGAAAGGAGAUAUUGCAUGGCAAAAAGCUAAUGAAAUGGCUGACAAAGCACUGCUCCUGCUCAGUGGCUGCCAGAAAAAUAUACUUGCUGUACAGUGGUCACAAACACUUUUUACUGUUGAAGAUUUUAAGAAAAUGUCUCAGUCCUUCAGUAAUCUGACCUUAUUGACUGGAAAUAUCUCAAACAUUGAAAACAUCCUACUUACCAACACAUCCUCUCAUCCAUGCAUUCAAAGCCUCCAAUGGAUUAAGGGUUGCAUACUCAUUGAAUGCCAGAAAUUUUCAGAAAUAUGUAACUUGGACUGCAAGACAGGUUGUUCAACUCCUACUGUUUUAUCAGAUUGUGAUUUGGCAAUGAAAGUUAAUGGUCUGAUGCAGAGUAUGUUAUUAAGCAUACAGAAAUUAUACAAAUGUCACACUAAUACAGAUGGACAAGCAAUUGAUCAAAACUCUAAUCCUGAGGUGGUAGUGACAGAGAGUACAGAAGAGGUGGAAGAAGAAGAGGAGCCUAAUCUCCAAGAAAAACAUCUAAGUGAUGGCAUUCUCAAAACUGUCCAGUCUGAUUUCAAACACAUGGGGGCAUCAGAUAUUAGCACUAACUUGCAAAGUCUCAUGCAAGGUUUACUGGUUGUUCUUGAUAAAGACCAAUCUCAGAGGAGCAUUAGGGUGGUUAUGAAGUUGAUUCCAAUCCUACAGCAGUGGAUAUUGCUGUAUCAGUUUGUUCUGCUACAGCAGGUGUCAGCUUUCAGAGCCUCAACUAAGCUCCUCUCUACAAUACUUGCAGUCUUUGGAGAUGUGACUGUGAAGGGGUUCUGCACUCCUGAGGGCCUACUAACAGAGGAAGAAGCAGGUGAUGGUGAAUCUGAUGGCAAGCAAGAGGGCUCCAUGGGUCUUGGAGACGGCGAGGGAGAAAAAGAUGUAUCGGAACGAAUUGAAAGUGAAGACCAGUUGGAUGAUGCAAGGCCUGCUGGAGAGGAAAAAAAAGAUGAAGAUAAAGACUGCAAGGAGGAAGAAAAGGGCAUAGAAAUGUCUGAAAACUUUGAUGGAAAACUACAGGAUGUUGAACCAAAAGGGGAUGACGCUGAUGAAGAUAGUGAGAGUGAUGAUGAGAAAAAUGAUGCAGAGAAGGAAAUGGGUGAUACUGAAAAAGAUGCUGAUCAGCUUGACCAACAGAUAUGGGGCAGUGACCCAGAGGACGAUAGCAGUGAUGAAGCUGACCAAAAAGAUGAAGAAGGGCAUUCCGGAGAAAAAACAGGAGAAAAGGAAAUGGGUGCGCGAGAACGAGAAACAAAUAAGGGUGACGACAAUGAUAAUACACCAGAUGACAAUGAAGGAAAGAAGCAAGAAGAGAGCAAACCAGAAGUCAAUGAAAUGAAGGAACCAGAGGUUGAUGAUGACCAAGUAGAUCCUUAUCAUGGUAACCAUAAGCCUGAAGAGGAGCCAGCAGCCUUAGAGCUGCCAGAAGAUUUGAAACUGGAUGAUGGGGAAACUAAUGAAAAUGAAGAGACCAACGAAGAAAAUCCAUUUGAUAUAGAUGAAAUGAAAGAGAAAAUGCCACCUGAACCUGAGCAGAAAGAGGAGGUUAAAGAAAAUCAGACAGAUACCAAACAAGAUGAAGCUGAAAGUGAUGUGAGUGAUGAUGAUAAUGUUGAAGAGGGCGAAAAUGAAAAUUGUGAUAUUCAGGAGCCUACCCCAGAAGAAAGUGAGGGAGAUGACCCUCAGGAUUCUGAUGAAAGGAAAAAUGGUCAAAAGCUAAAUGAAAAUGAAGAAGAUGAUAAAUUGGAAGGUGAAAAUGAGGAGGAAGAAAAAGCUAAAAAUGAGGACAUGAAUCCCUCUAGAGAUGACCCUACCUCAGAGCAAACUCAGGCGUCAGAGGACGUUCACCAAGGUUCAAUGGAUCAGGUCGCCUCGACUGCUCAACAAUCUCAGGAGACUUCUGGCGAACAGCCUCCUGAAGAAGCUGAUGGUGAUCCUGGUGGAGAUGAGAGGGAUGAAGUGGGGCAAGCCCCAACAAAUCAGGAAAUGAAAGGUCAUCAUUCUGACCGGUCUGGAAAACGCCCUCAGCAGGACAACCAACAGAGAAAAGCUGGUGAAGAGGAGAAAAGGCAACGCCCAGGUCACAGUGAAGACCAGCGCUCUUUAGGAGACACCACUGAACCUGUCAAGAAACGCUUGAAGACUGUUGACCUAAAACAGACAGAAGAUGAAGAAAGCGAGGAAAAAUCUGAAGAGAAUGUGGAGAAUGAGGAAACCAUGGCAGAUUUGUACCAACAUAUUAAAGAUGUCAAGGAGAAAUCAACAACUCAAACCUUGGAUGCAGCAACCAAAGAACAAGCGGAUAAGCAACCUAUUACUGCCUGUGAAGAAGAACAAGCUCCUGUACCUGAAGAUGACGAUGAGUCAGCUAUGGAUAUAGAGAAUGAAGAGGAACCUUUAAACAGCACAGAAACAGAGAAGAAAUGUGAAGAAAAUGUUAGUGGGACCAAAAACGAAAAGCAAAAGAAAGAAAAGGGAAAGACUCCUCUUCAAAGUGAAGCUGAUUUUGAAGAUAAAAGCAUUGAAGUAGAAGGGGAAAAAGUUGAUACGCUUAGUGCAGCAAGAGCUCCAGAGACAACAUUUCAUACUCAGUUUGAGAAUCUUAUUGUACCUAGUAUUGUCACUAUUGGGGAGGUUACAGAACAAUCAGAAGCUAUUCGGAAAGAUCUCCAGGAUCAGCUUUCUUCGUGGAAUAUGGAGUAUGCUGGAGAAGAAGCAUCCAAAGCAUGGCAGUCUUUGUCUUCUUUAACAAAUCCAUUAGCACGGGAUCUAAGUGAGCAAUUGCGCCUAGUCCUAGAGCCUACUCAAGCUACUAGAAUGAAAGGUGAUUUCCGGACUGGGAGACGAAUUAAUAUGAGGAAAGUUAUUCCUUACAUAGCAAGUCAGUUCCGCAAAGACAAAAUCUGGAUGAGACGUACAAAGCCAUCAAAAAGGGAAUAUCAGAUUUUACUUGCUAUUGAUGAUUCAUCUAGUAUGGCAGACAACAGAUCAAAGGAGUUAGCCUUUGAGUCGCUUGCCCUUGUAAGCCAAGCAUUAACUUUAUUGGAAGUUGGUGAGUUAGGUGUUCUUAGUUUUGGAGAGGUCAUUAAAGUUUUACACAAGCUUGGUGAACCAUUUACUCCGCACAGUGGAGCAAGACUGUUGCAACAAUUUUCAUUUGAACAACGCAAAACUCAAAUUGGGGCGCUGGUGGACUAUUCUACAGCACUCUUCACAACAUGUAAAACCCAAACAUCUGCUGAACACGCCCAACUAUUGGUCGUGAUUUCUGAUGGAAGAGGCGUUUUUAGUGAGGGCCAGGAAAAAGUUCUCAGCUGUGUCCGGAAAGCAAGGCUGUCAGGUAUCUUCAUGGUUUUUGUGAUUGUAGACAAUCCAGAAAGCAAGGACUCAAUUUUAGACAUUCGAACUCCAAUUUUCAAGGGAGGAAAACUUUUGGGAAUAUCAUCAUACAUGGACUCAUUCCCUUUCCCAUUUUAUUUAAUAUUACGUGACAUCUCAAAUUUGCCUGCUGUUUUAAGUGAUGCCUUACGGCAGUGGUUUGAGCUAGUGUCAAAUGUGGAGUGAGUUUGUCAGAAGCUGUUAUUGAUUUUACUUGUCCAUUUGUCAGUGUAUGUUAAAUGUUGCAUUUAUAUCUCUAUAUUAUAAGUAAUAAAUGAGACUGUUAUUGCUA